AUUUCCUGCUGUGUGUCAGAUGGUUUUGCACUCAGGCUUUAGUUCAGCUCAGUGUGAAGUGCUGCUAACUCCUCUGUUGUGUACUGAGUGUUUCCUGGUCUGUAAGCUUACCUGUGUCACCUGUGUAUCACCUCUGACUUCUGUCUCUCCGGUUCUGCCGUUUUUACUGGAUUGCUUUGAUCUUUUGCUGCUGUGUUUUUGAAGCUGGCCUGUUUACUGGAUUCUCCUGAUGUUCCUUUUGUUUUGGUUUCUGUGCUCUCUGGUUUUGACCUCGGCAUGUUCUGACCACACCCUUUGUGUUAAUCACAAACCCUCAAGUCUCCAUGUUGAAGGCCCCUCCGGUCCUCUGGUGGUCCCGCUGGGGGGCGCUGUGCUGCUGCCGUGUUCUGCUCAGGACCCCCUCCCUCUGGAGGGUCUCAGAGUGGAAUGGAGCAGAACAGACUCAGAGUCUGUAGUGAACGUUUUCCAGCAGAAAGAAAUCAGAGCAGAGCUGCAGAGUCAGAGCUUCAGGGGCCGAGCCGACUUCUUCCCAGAGGAGAUAUCGAGAGGGAACUUCUCCAUCUUACUCAGUGACGUCACACCAGAAGAUGCUGGAGUUUACAGGUGUGGAGUUUCCUCCAGUCAGGACUACAGAGAGACCACAGUGGAGAUUAAACUGAGUGAGCGGUUGGUGGUGAGGGGAGCGCUCCACCCCAUCUUCACCUCAGUGGGUGAGGAGGUGAUACUGAGCUGCUCUGUAGACUCACAGAUUCCAGUCCACCAGCUGGAGGAAGUGACCUGGAAAAAAUACCCAGACAUCCCAGUUCUGCUCUUUCAAGAAAACCAGACCUUCUCAGAGUUUUCUCACGAGAGCUAUCGAGAACGAGCCGAGUUCUUCACGACUGAAAUCCCUCGAGGAAACUUCUCACUGAGGCUGAAGGACGUUAGGAUGGAAGAUAAAGGACAAUUCAUCUGUGAAGUCCACACUGCUGACCUUUCAGGACAGACCACAGUGAUCAUCCAGCAAAUAGGUUUCUCUUCUGUCCAGAUUUGCAUCCUUCUGCUGUGUUUCACUUCACUAACACUCGCUGUCGGACUCGGAGCUCCAGUUUUUAUCUUUCUACACAAACGAGAAACAGACAGACGAGCGAUGAUCAUGUAUAUUUUUCUGGCCUUUUCUCCGAACAUUUGCAUGUUCAUUGCUUUUGGACUGUGGUCAACAGAAGGAUUUCUCAGUGAGGUCAUCAUAUGUUCAGCUGUCAGUCUCGCUCGCUGUCUGAUGUUGAUGAAGACUGCUCCUUAUCUCAACACACUUCCAGAGCGCUGGGUGAGAGAAGUGAAGACUCUAAGUGCUCCACUUUAUUACACAAUCAUAGCAACUGUUGUUUUCUCAGUUGAGUUUGCUAAUCGAACAGGAAUACAGUAUUAUUUCUAUAAUAGGGAUUUACGCCUUGCGGAAAGAAGUAUAUUAGUGAUGGCUGCAGCAGUGUAUGGAAUUGGGUCGAUCAUUUCAGCUAGAUUCUCACUGCGGAUAUGUUCGUUUCUGUGCCUGGAAGUUUACAACUGUGCCCUGUUGAUUGUUUUUAUUCAUGAUGAGUCUGACACACCAGAUAUUUACAAUAUGAUAUCAGGAGUAUUCAUGGUGAUGCUUCUGCUUCUCUCACUACAAAGGCACUGCUUUCAGCAGAAACCGUUUAAAUGUCUGCAUAUUGGUGUCUCGUUUUUUCCUGUAGCUGCAGCCUGCUUGCUUCAUGCUUCAGUUUUUGCUUGUUUUGGGAUUAGAAUGAAAAAUUUUGCCCAUGUGUGGACGCUUCCAUUCACUGCAGUAAUGUAUGUCACUGUGUGGAUAGCAGUGGUUUUUGUGAUGCGCCGCCAGCACGAAAAUAAAAAACCAAGAUGCUCUAAAUGGAGAGGAACAGGAUAUGUGUGCUGUGCUGUCGGUGUAUCAAUAACUGUCACUAUAAACGGGAUUAUCUAUCUACAUUUUCUAAGAAAACACAUGACUGCUAAAGAUUAUUCCGGAUACUCAGCUUUAAUGGUUUUGCUGCAUGUUUUGCCUCCUGCAGUUCUCUUUGAUCACCCAAGAAACAUUCCGAAGCUUCCUCACAUCAUUCUUCACCUGUUUGGAUCUUCAGGAUUAAGUGUUGUAACGUCCCUCACUCUGGCCUUGGAACUGAUCUUAAAAUCAGGAACCGGAGAACCGAGAACUCUGCCUGAAAUGCACAUCAUCAUCCUGCCCUUUGAAUCACUCUUCAUUUCUGGUUGGAUUGCUUUACAAAUCUAUGACACCUGGAUGAGGAUGAGACGCAGAAUAAAGAGUAACUUUGAAGCUGGAGGGGAAGCAGAUCUUCAGGUUGGUGAAGAUGGUGAAGAAAUGGAGGUUCUGUCUUCUCUGUCUAAAAGUCCUGAGUGCUGAGGAUCGUUCAGUACUGUAGAAGAACAUGUUCCACUGCUGGAGAUCUGAACAAUCUGAAUACAGUCUCACUGAU
Colossoma macropomum (tambaqui) is the source of this 2468-nucleotide messenger RNA. RefSeq lists its product as uncharacterized. The transcript has 20 exons. NCBI's taxonomy places the organism in Eukaryota, Metazoa, Chordata, Actinopteri, Characiformes, Serrasalmidae. The record is from RefSeq and is a predicted model, not a curated record. Bases 230 to 2395 code for a protein of 721 amino acids.